Messenger RNA from Acanthosepion pharaonis, 675 nucleotides. The record is from the annotation of a GenBank genome assembly. Lineage: Eukaryota; Metazoa; Mollusca; Cephalopoda; Sepiida; Sepiidae.
AUGUCUUCUUCUUCUUUCUUCUUCUUCUCACCUUCUUCUUUCUUCUUCUCCUCACCUUAUUCUUCUUCUUCUUCUUCUUCUCCUUAUUCUGUCUUCUUCUUCUCCUUAAUUCUUAUUCAAUUCUUCUUCUUCUUCUUCUCUUAUUCAAUUCUUCUUCUUCUUCUUCCUUAUUCAAUGUCUUCUUCUUCUUCUUCUUCUUUCUUCUCCUCUUCUUCUUCUUCUUCUCCCCCUCCUUAUUCAAUGUCUUCUUCUUCUUCUCCUCCUUAUUCUGUUCUUCUCUUCUUCUCCCCUCUUCUCUUCUUCUUCUCCCCUUCCUUAUUCAAUGUCUUCUUCUUCUCCUCCUCCUUAUUCAAUGUCUUCUUCUUCUUCUCCUCCUCCUUAUUCAAUGUCUUCUUCUUCUUCUUCUUCUUCAAUUCUUCUUCUUCUCCUUCUUCUUCUUCUUCUUCUUCUUCUUCUCCCCUUAUUCUUAAUUCUUCUUCUUCUUCUCCUCCUCCUUCAAUUCUUCUUCUUCUUCUUCUUCCUUUCUUCAAUGUCUUCUUCUUCUUCCCUCUCCUUAUUCUUCUUCUUCUUCUUCUCCCCCUCCUUUUCAAUUCUCUUUCUUCUCCUCCUUCUUAUUCUUCUUCUUCUUCUUCUCACCUUUAUUCAAUUCUUCUUCUUCUUCUUCUUCUCCUUUAA